Molecule: messenger RNA, 3775 nt
Organism: Oncorhynchus masou masou (cherry salmon)
Lineage: Eukaryota; Metazoa; Chordata; Actinopteri; Salmoniformes; Salmonidae
Product: synaptophysin-like
Exons: 7
Coding region: 46-948 (300 amino acids)
Cellular component (GO): presynaptic active zone; synaptic vesicle; synaptic vesicle membrane
Source: RefSeq, a predicted model, not a curated record
UCCAGCCUACCGGCUGAUCCUCUUAUCGACAAGCAGGCGGCCAAGAUGGAUGUUGUGAACCAGUUGGUGGCCACCGGGCAGUUCACCAUAAUCAAGCAGCCUUUGGGAUUUAUGAAAAUCCUACAAUGGAUCUUUGCCAUCUUUGCUUUCUCGACAUGCGGCAGCUACUCUGGCAUGUUCAAGAUGAGUGUGGAGUGUAAAAACCGGUCAGAGAGUGACCUGAGCAUUGAGGUGGAGUUUGAGUAUCCAUUCAGGCUACAUCAGGUGUACUUCGAUGCCCCAACCUGCAAGGGGGGAAACCCUGAGCGUCUGUUCCUAAUCGGAGACUACUCCUCCUCAGCUGGGUUCUUUGUCACCGUCGGUGUCUUCUCCUUCCUCUACUCCAUGGCAGCCCUUUCUGUGUAUGUUUUCAUUCUGGAGAAAUACCGUGAAGGCUGCAAGGGAGCCCAGAUUGACUUUGUUGUGACCUGUGUGUUCACCUUCUUCUGGCUGGUGGCUUCUUCUGCCUGGGCUAAGGGUCUGUCGGAUGUGAAGGCAUCCACCGACCCAGACAAGGUUCUCUUACUGAUCGAGGCCUGCGACGAACCGGAGAACCGCUGCCGUGAAGUCCAUGACCCUGUCGUCUCUGGUCUCAACACAUCUGUGGCAUUUGGCUUCCUGAACCUGAUCCUGUGGGGAGGGAACCUGUGGUUCGUGUUCAAGGAGACUGGCUGGCUGGCAGCUUUUGGAGGCACAUAUGCACCUUCCCAGGAGAAAGCACCUGCCCCAGAGUCCUUCGGCCAGGACGGCUAUGGGCAGGAGGGCUAUGCACAGCAGGGGGAUGCCUAUACCGGCACCCAGGGAGGCUACCAGCCCGACUAUGGCCAGGGCGGCUACACUGAGGGAGGUGGAGACUAUCAGCAGGGGGGAUACGAACAGCAGCCCACCCCCUACGCCAAUCAGAUGUGAGCUGGUCCACCCUAUGGCAGCUGGAAGCUGGGGCCACCAUGUGAUUUAGGAGUGUGGUGCCUGACCACCACCCACAAUUCCACACUCCUCUGUUUGUCUGUUUGUGCAUUUGUGAGUUGACAAGAGGAGGGAGGGAGGGAGGCAGGCAGCGAGGUAUGGAGGAAGGUGGGCUCUUGGAAGGGGAAGUUAUCAACACCGUGUCCCUUGGGAGAGUGUUAUUUUGUUGAGGGGGAAAUGGGUCCUUACUGUAACAUGCUGUUUAUUCUCGUGAUGUAUUUAACUGUGGAAGACAACAGGGGAUUCAUUGACAGUUUGAUCGCACAAGGACAAACUGGAAUACAAAACCAAAACAUGAACAUCAAUCUUUUAAAGGAAUAACACUUAAAUGAAGGACAAUAAUGGUAGUAAUAUUUAACGUGGGAGAAUGUAUUUGUCUGUGCUAUGUAAAUAUCAACAUAUUCAUAUAGAAAUAUAUGUACACAGUUGAAUAAUUGUGCACUCCAUAUUAGUUGUUAUACAACAAAUGUAGAGAACAGAGUUAUCCAGUUGUAUUUACUUCAGUUCUGUUUAGGAGCUCACAUAGUUCAACCCUCGUUGUUUUUUAAUAUUUAUGUUUUGUGUUUAUUUUAUUUCUCCAUGUGUGUUUCUUUACAUUUUCAGUUUAUUCAGUUUCAGAAUAGUUAUUUUCUCUUUGUGCUUUUUUAUUUGUUCAACAUUACUGAAUGAGUUUAACGGGAUAGAGUAAAGAAGAUGUGAUGGCAAAGGAUGAAGACAAAAAAAGAAAGCAAAAAGAAUGACGAAUUCAGAGAGAGUAGAGAAGAAUGAGAGAGGUGUUAGCAGUGAUUUAUGUAUUCAUUACAACUUGUAUUCAUUGUCUUUUAUAUUUUGCCAUUGAAGUAUUACUCAAGGAUUUAGCUAUGUUUGCUGAGAAAAGCUGAAAUGCAAAAAGGAGAAAAUGUAUCUAGGAUAAUGAAAAAGUAGUUAGCAUGGUAAGAAUUGGUAUUCUGCUAAUACUAUGCUGUUCCGAAAAACUGCUGUACAUACUAUGCUAUCAACACUUUUAGUUAAAGAUGAUUUGAGGUUGUGAAGUCAACUGACGUUAAGGGGAUCAUUAUUUUUAAUGUAGUUUAGAACUUGGCGUCAGAUAGAUUGGGCCCAGAACCUUGUCAUGUUUCGAUCGACUAUUUAUCUAGUCUAGAGAUGAGUCAUAAGACAGAAUAAGUAAUCAUGUUUAUUCACAAUUUAUUUUGGUCAUCUGAUCAAAACGUAUCCAUAUAUUUUCAUAGAACUAAAUCAGUAUGGCACAAUGUGUCAUUUUCAAGACCAUAUACAAGCCAUAGAAAAUAAGUAUUUUAAGUAUUUUUUACAUAGUAAUAUAGCCAACUAAGUUGUCCUGAACUGUAUCUUGUUUCCAUAUACAUAAAAUAUCCUGCAUCCUUGAUCUCCCCACACCCACACAUUCACUCUCAAAAGCAGGUUUUGCAUGUGUCUGACUCCUGGAGUUAAAGUACCCUGGAACCAAAUUGAGAGGGGGGGGGGGGGUGCAAGUGGCAAACAAGUGUUACAGUAAUAGUAUGUUUGGCUCAUCAUAAGGUCACAGCACAGUGCAGCUCUGCUAUAUUUUACACAAAGUACAGGGACUACACAUGCUGCAAUGGUCACUCUUUUCAAGGUCAUGUAGAUAGGCUGACCUGCCAUACUGCCAAUCCUCUCUUUGGAUAGAAGAAAAACUGUAUUGCCAAAUGGAAACAGGACAGGCGUGUCUUGAUCGAUAGAUUUUGCUUCCACAGUAAAUUGUUUUUCAUCCAUGUUAUUCCAUUAUGCAGUUUUGGAUCCAUACAUUUCAUUUUUUUACCAGUCGGUGUAGAGGCACCUCACUUUCUCUCCCUUCUCCUGUGUUCUCUCUCUUUCUCUCCCUUCUCCCGUGUUCUCUCUCUUUCUCUCCCUUCUCCUGUGUUCUCUCUAUCCAUCUUUCUCUCCCUUCUCCUGUGUUCUCUCUCUUUCCAUAUCUUUCUCUCCCUUCUCCUGUGUUCUCUCUCUUUCCAUCUCUUUCUCUCCCUUCUCCUGUGUUCUCUUUCUCUCUUUCUUUCCCUUCUCCUGUGUUCUUUCUCUCCCUUCUCCUGUGUUCUCUCUCCCUUCUCCUGUGUUCUCUCUCUUUCCAUCUCUCUCUCCCUUCUCCUGUGUUCUCUCUCUUUCCAUCUCUUUCUCUCCCUUCUCCUGUGUUCUCUCUCUAUCCAUUUCUUUCUCUCCCUUCUCCUGUGUUCUCUCUCUAUCCAUCUCUUUCUCUCUUUCUCCUGUGUUCUCUCUCUAUCCAUCUCUUUCUCUCCCUUCUCCUGUGUUCUCAAUCUAUCCAUCUCUUUCUCUCUUUCUCUCCCUUCUCCUGUGUUCUCUCUCUAUCCAUCUCUUUCUCUCCCUUCUCCUGUGUUCUCUCUCUAUCCAUCUCUUUCUCUCCCUUCUCCUGUGUUCUCUCUCUAUCCAUCUCUUUCUCUCUUUCUCUCCCUUCAUGUGUUCUCUCUCUCUUUCUCUCCCUUCUCCUGUGUUCCCUCUCUUUCCAUCUCUUUCUCUCUCUCUCUUGUAGCUCUUAUAAAUAUGCUCAAUGCAAUAUGUAUAGUCUGUCGUUAGUGGUGAAUGAUGUCUUGUGAUACUCUACGCCUUUGGACAGUUGUGUUUAUUGUUUAUGAUGUAUUCUUAUUACUAUUUAUGAUAAUGACAAUUACAAUUCAGAGAAAAAAAUAUCCAAGAUUCUCCAGAAUUCUAUUGUAUUCUUAUUUUAUGGAAUCCCUGUGAAACAAAAUCAAAUAAACUUGACAUUCUGUUGAAGGUUAAA